Messenger RNA from Glycine soja, 1142 nucleotides. RefSeq names its product agamous-like MADS-box protein AGL80. The transcript has a single exon. Gene Ontology annotation, biological process: positive regulation of transcription by RNA polymerase II. Lineage: Eukaryota; Viridiplantae; Streptophyta; Magnoliopsida; Fabales; Fabaceae. The record is from RefSeq and is a predicted model, not a curated record. Gene Ontology annotation, molecular function: DNA-binding transcription factor activity, RNA polymerase II-specific; protein dimerization activity; RNA polymerase II cis-regulatory region sequence-specific DNA binding. The coding region runs from base 20 to 823 and encodes 267 amino acids.
AUUUUUUCUGGUCACCAUCAUGACUAGAAAAAAGGUGAAACUCGCAUUCAUAGGGAAUGAUGCUGCAAGGAGGGCAACAUACAAGAAAAGGAAGAAGGGGAUGCUGAAGAAGGUUGAGGAACUCAGCACCCUCUGUGGCAUUGAAGCGUGUGCUAUAGUUUAUGGCCACAAUGAUCCUGAGCCAGAGGUUUGGCCAUCCCAUUGGGGAGUCCAAAGGGUGGUGGAAAAGCUCAGAACUAUGCCUGAAUUGGAACAACGAAAGAAAAUGGUGAACCAGGAGGGUUUCAUUGGACAAAAGAUCCUGAAGGGUAACGAGAAGGUGAUGAAGCUUAUGAAGGACAAUAGGGAGAAGGAGAUAACCAUGUUCUUGUUUCAAUGCCUUAAUGCAGGUAGGAUUCAGCCUGAUAAUAACAUGACCACUGCUGAUUUGAAUGUUCUUUCAUCUUUGAUUGAUCAGAACCUGAAGGACAUUAGUAAAAGGUUGGAAACGCUGAGUGUUAACGAGAUGACACCAAACCAACCCUUGAUGCAAACACCAGCAUACCAACCCUUGGUGGAAGCACCAUCAUACAACCAAUCCCAUUUGCAAACACCAGCGUACCAACCCCAGACGCAAACUCCAGCAUUGGCAGUACCCAAGAAUGAAGAAAUGGCACUGCUGAAUUAUGGCCAUGGGUUGGAUAUGAGUGAUAACUCCAUGCAAAGGCUGUUGUUUAUGGACUUGCUUAAUAGUAAUGGGGAUGAGACGAUAAUGCCUCCAUUUGGUGAUGCCAAUCUCCAACUCCAAAAUGACUUUUGGCCUGACCUAGGCCUAUUACCUUGAAAAGAAAGGAUGUGCAGGCUUGUUGUCAGCCCUUUGGGGAUGAUGUUUCAGUUCAAUUAUCUUUGGCUUGGUUUGAUUUUUUUAAUUUUUUUUAUUGUCCUUGUGUGUUAAUGUGAAGACACAACGGUAAGUCAUCACUAUCUAGGUACCAGUAGUCUUCACACGAAUUUUUAUUUUGUUACGUGCAAAUGAGCCAUCAUGUGGCUUUGGCUUUCCCAUGUUUAUUUCCUACUUCCACAACUUGGUUAAUCAUUAUGGUUUAUUAUGAGUGUUUCGCUUUUCAAAAUGUGUACAGGCUAGUUGAAUGAAUGAAUAAAGU